Messenger RNA from Suncus etruscus (white-toothed pygmy shrew), 1928 nucleotides. RefSeq names its product nitric oxide synthase 1 adaptor protein (gene NOS1AP). Gene Ontology annotation, molecular function: nitric-oxide synthase binding. The transcript is spliced from 10 exons. The record is from RefSeq and is a predicted model, not a curated record. NCBI's taxonomy places the organism in Eukaryota, Metazoa, Chordata, Mammalia, Eulipotyphla, Soricidae. The coding region runs from base 89 to 1576 and encodes 495 amino acids.
ACGCCUCCGCAGGCCCCGCUCCCGGUCACCCCGCGCCCGCCCCCCGCCCCCGCCCCCGCACCUCGGACCGCCGGCCCCGCGGGGCACCAUGCCCAGCAAGACCAAGUACAACCGGGUGGACGACGGGCACGACCUGCGGAUCCCGCUGCACAACGACGACGCCUUCCAGCACGGCAUCUGCUUCGAGGCCAAGUACGUGGGGAGCCUGGACGUGCCAAGACCCAACAGCCGUGUGGAGAUCGUGGCAGCCAUGCGCAGGAUCCGGUAUGAGUUCAAAGCCAAGAACAUCAAGAAGAAGAAAGUGAGUCUCAUGGUGUCUGUGGAUGGGGUGAAGGUGGUCCUUAAGAAGAAGAAGAAGAAGAAGGAGUGGACAUGGGAUGAGAGCAAAAUGCUAGUGAUGCAAGACCCCAUCUACAGGAUCUUCUACGUGUCUCAUGACUCCCAGGACCUGAAGAUCUUCAGCUACAUCGCCCGGGAUGGCGCCUGUAAUACAUUCCGCUGCAACGUCUUCAAGUCCCGGAAGAAGAGCCAGGCCAUGCGUAUUGUCCGCACAGUGGGACAAGCCUUUGAGGUCUGCCAUAAGCUGAGCCUUCAGCAUACUCAGCAGAGUGCCGACGGCCAGGAGGAUGGAAAUAGUGAGGCUCCCAGCAGCAGCUCUGGGGAUGCAGGCCGCCAGCUCACUGGGGCUGAGCGGACAUGUCCGGCCACAGCGGAGGAGACUGACAUUGAUGCCGUGGACACUCCCGGGCCUGGUAGGGACAUGCUGGGCUUCAGCCGGGGUGUCACCGACCUGGAUGCUGUGACCGCUGAGAACUCCACCACUUCUGACACCAAGGAGUCCCCUGAAGAGCCUGAGCUGACUGCAGCAGCUGCCCCAUCGCCAGCAGGAGGCCCGGAGACCCCUCUGUCCACCCACCACCAAACACAGCUUCUCCAGCAGCUCCUGCGGCAGCAGCAGACACAAACACAUGUGGCGGUAGCCCAGGUGCACCUGCUGAAGGACCAGCUGGCCGCUGAGGCAGCAGCGCGGCUGGAGGCUCAGGCCCGAGUGCACCAGCUGCUCCUGCAGAACAAGGACCUUCUGCAGCACAUCUCAGUGCUGGUGCGGCAGGUGCAGGAGUUGGAGCUGAAGGCGGCUGGCAGGAGCGCUGGGGGCUCCCAGGACAGUCUCCUGGAGAUCACCUUUCGGUCGGGCGGCCUCCCUGUCAUCUGUGACCCCAGCACCCCCAAGCCGGAGCAGCUGGUAUUGCCCCCGCCAGGCACUGGCCUGGACCCACCACCGCCAGUCAGCCCAUUAGGUAGGCGCGAGCGCUGGGUGCGGCUCGAGUGUUUCCGCUUUCCUGUGGCCCGGGACUCCCCUGGCGACUGCCAGCAUCCCCUCCCAGGUGGCCUGGAGCUCUUCAAGUUCCGAGAGUCAGGCAUUGCCUCUGAGUGCGAGGACGAGUCCAUCACGGAGAGUGAGGAGGAGGAGGAGGAGGACCGCGGUGCCUGGUCCCCAGAGCGGCUGCCUCGCCUACUGCAUGUGCUACCCCGGCAGGAGCUGGGUGACGGGCUGGAUGACGAGGUGGCUGUGUAGACAGUGAUAGGGCCAGGCAACAGCCUGGACCAGGAGCUGGCCGUGUAGACGGUGAUGGGGCCAUGUAGACUGCCUGGACCCGGAGCAAUUGUGUAGAUGCUGAUGGGGCCAGGCGAUGGCCUUUAGACCAUAAGCUCACUGUGGACAGUGGUGGAACCGGCCGAUUGCCUGGACCAUGAGCUGGCUGUGUAGAUGGUGAUGGGGCUGGGUGACAUCCUGGACCAUGAGCUGGCUGUCUAGAUGCUGGCAGGGCUGGGUGGACUCUCCCUUUGGGCAGUGCAGUAAGGGUAUGGAGGGCCCUUCUGGCAGAGUCAGCUUUGAGGGGAUGGUUCCUGCAGGGCCCUGGACUGAC